AUGGCCAUCGAACUCGACAACUCCACUACCACCACCACCCCCGACCCCGGCUCCGACCACCCCCUCAGCAGCAACAACAACAACAACACCCCAACUUACGACAACAACAACGACCCCCCCUCCCUCCUCACAGCAGCGCACACAAUCCUAACAACGCACUUUCUCCCCCCCGAAACCCAAUCCACCCUUUUAAAAACAAUCCUCACCCACCCCUACUGGACGACCUUCCUCCUCGCGCAGUUCCUCUGCUCCGUCAUCCCCAUCGCGCUCUUUCUCCUCGGCGCCGUCGUCGCUGCUUCUGUCGCUGUCACCGCUUUCACCUGUCUUGCUGGGCUGGUGCUGAUCCCCGUGCUCAUUGGGACGACUGUGCUUGGCGUAGGGGCUUGGGGGUGUGGGUGGGUGGUUAUCAUGCUUGGGAGGUGGGCGUGGGGGGCGUUUGUUGUGAAUGGUAAUGUGUCGGUCUAUAGCUCGCUUGAUGAGCUUAGUCGCUCUGGUGUGGUUAAGAAGGAGAAGGAAGGGGAUGGUGGGGUUUAUGGGAAUGGGGUGCAGAAUGGGAAGGAUAAGGAUGGGGGGAAUUGA
Messenger RNA from Aspergillus candidus, 579 nucleotides. Its product is annotated as seipin co-factor family protein. The coding region runs from base 1 to 579 and encodes 192 amino acids. The transcript has a single exon. NCBI's taxonomy places the organism in Eukaryota, Fungi, Ascomycota, Eurotiomycetes, Eurotiales, Aspergillaceae. The record is from RefSeq and is a predicted model, not a curated record.